AUAAUUUCUCGUUCUAAAACAUUUUUUUGUUCUUUUUCUUCUUUUUCCACCACUACUGUUAUUUUAUAUUCUUUGCCGGCCACUGACUGAAUUUAUAAACUGAUAAACUAAGGUUAUCAUAAUACUGUUAACCUAAAAGUAUUCGUUGCCUGCAGAGUUAAAUAGUGUUUUAUAAAGUUAGUAUAUUAUAUAGUCGUGUUUGUGUUAGCUUGUGAAUAUUGACUUCUCUCAAAUAUAAUGUCGAUUAUACCAAGAAAAUAUGUCACUUACUUUUGUCACUCAGUUAAAAAUGCUAGGUAUUUUUCUAAAUCUUCUACAUACAAAAUGAUAUCAAACAAUUAUUGUCCUCAAGUGAAGUAACAGUAGAAAUCUUGGAAGGUAAUGAUGAAGGUAUAAUUGUAUUUGGGUUAAAUAGAUCUUCUGCCCGGAAUGCCUUGGGUAACAGUUUGACUACAGGACUUAUGAAUGCAGUUGAAAAAAUUCAUUUGGAUGCAAAUGCUCGUGUUGUAAUAUUGAGAAGUUUGGUACCGGGAGUAUUUUGUGCUGGAGCCGAUUUGAAAGAACGCAUUAAGUUAACAAAUAGUGAAGUCAGUGCUACUGUUGCUAGACUCAAUGCUUUGGCAACAGCAAUCAAAAUCGAAAGUAUUCCGGUUCCUACUAUAGCAGCAAUAGAUGGUUUGGGUGGUGGAUUGGAAAUCACCCUAGGCUGUGACAUCAGGAUAGUUUCUGAAGAUGCAAAACUUGGCUUGGUGGAAACUAAAUGGGCCAUUAUGCCUGCAGCUGGUGGAAGUCAACGAUUACCCAGAAUCAUAAAUCCUUCAAUUGCUAAAGAGCUUAUAUUUUGUGCUAGAGUUAUAGAUGGUAAUGAAGCCAAAGAUAUCGGAUUGGCCAAUUAUGUUAUGAAACAGAACUCUUCAUCUGAUGCUGCCUUUCAGAAAGCAUUGGUCAUUGCUCGGAAAAUUCUUGUGAAUGGUCCGUUAGGUGUGAGAAAUGCUAAGAUUUCAAUCAAUCGAGGUUUAGAAACCGAUAUCUUAACAGGUUGUAAAAUAGAGCAGCUUUGCUAUGCUCAAGUGAUCCCCACCAAGGAUCGUAUUGAAGGCCUCACAGCUUUUAAAGAGAACAGACCACCAAAAUACAAAGGGGAAUAAAAUUACCAUAAGAUGUAAUUUAUUCUUUAUCGUGGUUGAGAUACUCUGAAAGUUAAAUUUCUGCCUAAGAAUUAUAUAAAAAUGUAGGGAUAUUUUAAAUUCUACAUUGUCUAUGUUAAUGGGUAUAGCACCUUGUGGCUUGCCUUUUUCACAAUUUUUCAAAGAUUUUGUUUUAUAAUCAUAAAACUUCCUUGUACCUACCUAUUUGGCAUUGUAAGCCUAUAUACAAAUUUUUGAGCUUAAAGUGAAGUUUGUAAUUUUAAUAUGAAAUAUCUCAUAGUAGAUUAGCCUAUUUAAUUAUAUUAGAAAAGGGCUGCAGUUCCGUAUCGGGCCACCAAUCGAAUGAUAAAAUUAAAUUCAAAUAAUUAUUUCGAUAUAUUUUUACCAUCAUAAGUAAAAACACAAAAAUAACAUAAAUUUCAACAGAAUAUAUGAAAACAAGGCAAUUUUAUAUUUUCUGUUUGAAUGUUAAAUAUAACUAUUUAAAUUAUCUAUUGAAAACAAUAAUUUGACUAUGUUUUUGUAAAUUUUUUUUAAUGCACGGCACUGAAAACUACAUUUGCAUUGUUUCAAGAGCAAAAUUUGGUUACAAAAGUGAACCAAGAAGAGCUGAAUGUAAGGAGGACAUGAAAGUGAGAGACAAAAG
Messenger RNA from Homalodisca vitripennis (glassy-winged sharpshooter), 1794 nucleotides. Its product is annotated as methylglutaconyl-CoA hydratase, mitochondrial-like. Gene Ontology annotation, cellular component: mitochondrion. Gene Ontology annotation, molecular function: enoyl-CoA hydratase activity. Gene Ontology annotation, biological process: fatty acid beta-oxidation. Lineage: Eukaryota; Metazoa; Arthropoda; Insecta; Hemiptera; Cicadellidae. The record is from RefSeq and is a predicted model, not a curated record.